Mobula hypostoma (lesser devil ray) is the source of this 1397-nucleotide messenger RNA. RefSeq names its product NCBP2 antisense 2 (head to head) (gene ncbp2as2). The transcript has a single exon. The record is from RefSeq and is a predicted model, not a curated record. NCBI's taxonomy places the organism in Eukaryota, Metazoa, Chordata, Chondrichthyes, Myliobatiformes, Myliobatidae. Bases 1 to 411 code for a protein of 136 amino acids.
AUGGUCCCACGUGACUAUCAAAGUGACGGACCGCCGCUGCCGAUCACCGAGCGAUCGAUCGAGCAUGGCAAGACAGUCGAUACGGAGAGGUCGAGAGCCGCCGGUGAAGUUGGUGAGACCGCAGCCCCGGGCUCUGACAUGGUUUUGCGAAGAUUGCUGCUAAUGUUGCUGAACAACGCUCAGCUGGUAGAGAAACUGUCGGAGACGCGGCCGAUCCGGAGGGCGGCCCAGAUCACCGUCUACGCUAUCACGCGGCUCCAGCUGGGCAGCCAGGAGGCGGCCGAGCGGCUGAACCGCUCCGGUGCCCUUCGGCCCGGCACAUUCGCCCGCAACCUCGGGGACCUGAGCCGGAGAGCGGCCCGGCUGAAGAACGCCUUGAUGGGGGCCUCUGGGCAGAAGAAACAGAAGUAAACCAGGAGUCUUUCCGAGAUCCCCAGUCAGUAGCUGGAGCAGGAACAAAGGUAUCGUGGAAGGCUUUUCCGUUGGGAAGCAGAGCAGGAAAAAAACUGUCUCAGGAGAGCGCAGGACGUUUGUAUGGAUCUCGGUGUUCAACUUCUAUCGCAACUUUUAUCUCGACAAAGAGCCGGAAACAAGAUUGAAAUCGCCCGCCAGGCCAAAUUAUACACAGGACAACUUUCCUAUGAAACAAUAUUGUGGUUUCACAAUUUGUUUUGGUGUAUAUUUAAAUACACUGAAGUGUAAAUAAUGACAACUCAAAAUUAUGCCACUGAACAGUUCUUAUUGCAUGCGAUUAGAACAGUCAUAGACGUGGUGCUGACCCAUGUACACAAUGAUGUUACCGUAUCCCCACCCCAUCCACUCCCUCUACAGUCUACCUGCACUCUUAAGGACAUUUUACUGUAACUAAUUAACCUACCAGUCAGCUUGUCUCUGGGGUGUGAGCACUGAUUUGAGGGGGGGUGGGGGUGAACUCACCUGGUCACAGAGAGAACAUACAAACUCCACACAGCUGGCACCAUAGGUCAGAAUUCUACCUGGGUAACAGCACCAGUCUCUGCUACAUUAAUUAAUCAUGAAAUAGUGAAACAGACAGUUUCAGUCAAUUGUGUUCAGCCUAUUGUACAGAAAAUCUAUAUGGCAAAACUUUAAAAAUUGACAAUUUGUUCUAUUUGUGUAAUUCCAAUGUAAUUGACUUGGUAAAUAAAGCAGCACACCCAUUUAGGAUCUAUAUUGAGAGAGAACUUUUUUGUUAGUGAGAAAUCAACAUGAAUGUAUGUGAUCAAUGAACUUGAUUUUAUAUAAUGCCAGCAACUCAAUAAAAUAAUCCAGGACAAUUUGUGAUAUUAACAAGUAAUCAGAUUAAUCCUAAUAUUGUAGUUUUGGGAAUGAACCAGAUAAAAAGAUAUUGGGGUGAGAAACUGAAAGCUUGGUUGAAG